CCCGCUCUCAGAGUUUGAGCUCGAGCGCAGUCCGCUUCACCGACACCUGGAAUACAGCGCGCGUGCACAUGCAGCUACCGAUCAUGGCACUCACGUCGUCUCGCUCCAGUGGUGUCCUUGUCCAACGAUCACCCUCCGUGUGUCUCUGAGAGGAACCAUGCUGUCGGGAAGCUGGCGCCGUGGAACCGUGAUCUCGGGGUCCAGGUUGGGCAGUACUGUGGUUCUGGAGGCUCAGUAUGAUUACUCGUACCGUGCCACCGAUGGCCGUCUGGUCUCCAUACACGAGGGCGAGCGCUUUCUCCUGCUGAAGAAGACCAAUGCGGACUGGUGGCAUGUGCAGAGGAUCGGGGUCGGCGCGAAGGUCAAACCCAUAUAUGUGCCAGCAACAUACGUCAUUGAGUUGCCUAUAAGCCAGUUCCGCCCCUUGCUGCCCUCCAGCCAAUCAGCAUCUGAGAACUUCAAGAUGAUUCCACAAGGUUCCCUCACACCCUGCAUGCAAACGCAUGGCUCAGCGCCUGAUAAGCAGUUCUGUCGUUCCAUGGAAAACCUAAACUUCAGCAGUGCCUUGAUGGAGAAACACACUGGUAGAGUUUCAGCGGGAGGACGUUUCCCGACGUUACCCUUCUCCGGUUAUUCAGCCUCACCCUCGGGUCACCUCUCGGUUCCGGGCGUCCCAAUCGCCCGCAGCCAAAGCUCCAGCAACCUUCCCCAGAACCCAUACCAGAACCAGGACCCGAGCCCCAGGAGCCCGACUACAUCCUGCAGCCAGUGGGACAUGAGCACAGCCGCUCACAGACACACACAGGUACACAUACAGAUCUCAUCAUCUGCCUACAUUUCCCAGAGUUCCCUGUCAGAGCAGGGGAAGCGGCAGUGGGCGGAGCCUCCCAAGCCGUUGCCGGGUCAACGACCCCUGCUGACGCUGCAGCUGUGGGAUCAAUACUGUGACCCCGGAACCGGACGCUGUUACUAUGUCAACACCGUUACCGAGGAGCGCUCGUGGAAACCUCCACGCAGAGCCCGCGAAAGCCACGCCCACCAAAACAAGGUCGGGAUGGUUCAGCGUGACAUCAGGCACCUGUCGCUCCCAUUACAGAACUCAGGAAGCAGCUCAAUGCACAGGCUCUCGCCUGACCUCUCCUACAUUACCCAUGAUGCCAAUGGCUGGCAGCUGAGUCAGAGAAUGCAGCACGCGGCGUCUUCUGAAGCACUUAGCUCCGCCUCUGGUUCGUUAGGCGACGCCCAUUACAGAAGCUCCAUCAGCCAAUCCUACUCCAUGUUCCUCCCCUCACAGGAACAGAGAGCUUCUGCAAAUGGCAAGUCAGAUUACAGUCUGGAGGAAUCUGACAGCUCAACAGACACUGAAGGAGUCACACCGGAACUGGAAAAGGCCGGUCUGCUCAACAAAACCAAGAUAGCAGAAGGAGGCAGGAAACUGAGGAAAAACUGGAACCCGUCAUGGGUGGUGCUGGUGGGAAACAGUCUCGUCUUCUUCAAAGACCCCAAAAGCCAGAAUCCUGACAGCUGGAAGCCGGGUAACAGUCGUCCGGAGAGCAGCGUGGAUCUGAGAGGAGCUCAGCUUCAGUGGGCCAACGAUCUGUCCAGCAGAAAAAACGUUUUCAAGCUGAGGACGGUUACAGGAAAUGAAUUUUUGCUGCAGUCAGAGACAGAAUUGCUCAUCAGAGAAUGGUACAGAACCAUCCAAAAUGUCAUCGACAGGCUGGAUAAAGAGAAUCCUCUGGAUAAUGUGCUGCAGUAUUCUCUGAGGAGAGCCGGAUCGGUCGAGAUGUUGGAUCAGAGCGGAGACGAGGAUGAGACUCGCGGUGGAAAUAAGACUUCGUUGCCUCGCUCCGCGUCUAACCUGGAGAGCUCGGAGCACAAGCGUGUGAAGAGCCGCUUGAAGAAGCUGAUUCUCCGGAGGCCUCCGCUGCAGACGCUGCAGGAGAAAGGACUCAUUAAAGAUCAGGUGUUCGGCUGUGGGCUGGAGCUGCUGUGUGAGCGAGAGAAAAGCUCCGUCCCUCAGUUCGUCAGGAAAUGCACCGAUACUGUGGAGAGGAGAGGUUUGGAGACUGAUGGGAUUUACAGAGUCAGCGGGAAUCUGGCCGUCAUUCAGAAACUGCGCUUCGCUGUCAAUCAUGAGCGAGCCGUGACCACAGAUGGACGCUAUCUCUUCCCUGAGGAUUUAGUUCAAGAGCGUCUGGAUCUGGACGACCCGCAGUGGGAGGACAUCCACGUCAUCACCGGAGCGCUCAAGCUGUUCUUCAGGGAGCUGCCCGAGCCUCUCGUGCCCUACGAAUUCUUCCAGGACAUUGUGGAGACCGUCAAACUGUCUGAUCACGAGGAUAAGGUGGAGAGACUGAAGCUGCUGGUCCUCAGCAUGCCUCCACCCAACCACCACACCCUACAACACAUGAUCCGACACCUCAGACGGGUGAUGGAGUGCUCCGACAGCAAUCGCAUGACCACGCAGAACAUCGGCAUCGUCUUCGGCCCCACGCUGAUGCGUCCCGAGAACGAGAGCGGAAACAUGGCCUUUAACAUGGUGUAUCAGAACCAGGCCGUGGAGCUGCUGCUGAGCAAAUACCUGCAGAUCUUCGGAGCCGAGCAGACGGGAGCUUCCUGAAACAAUCCCAGACUGCACUGGGACACGAGGACGAGUCUGGACACAGACUGCAGCAUUACUCCACAGACUCACCGGAGAUAUGAGAGAACACCACCGGCUCACAUGUCAGAAAUAAUAAUAGUAAUAAAAAGAAAUCAUAUUUUGCAUGAAGAAAAUUUAUUUUUACGACCAUUAAGAUAACAUAAUAAUAUUGUCCUAUUUUUAAUUAAACACAUUUUUUCAACAUAAAUUCUCA
Messenger RNA from Carassius carassius (crucian carp), 2858 nucleotides. Its product is annotated as rho GTPase-activating protein 15-like. The coding region runs from base 158 to 2623 and encodes 821 amino acids. Gene Ontology annotation, molecular function: phospholipid binding; protein binding. The record is from RefSeq and is a predicted model, not a curated record. The transcript has 20 exons. Gene Ontology annotation, cellular component: cytoplasm. Gene Ontology annotation, biological process: signal transduction; regulation of GTPase activity. NCBI's taxonomy places the organism in Eukaryota, Metazoa, Chordata, Actinopteri, Cypriniformes, Cyprinidae.